Messenger RNA from Dentiscutata erythropus, 465 nucleotides. The record is from the annotation of a GenBank genome assembly. NCBI's taxonomy places the organism in Eukaryota, Fungi, Glomeromycota, Glomeromycetes, Diversisporales, Gigasporaceae.
AUGACAAAAAAUUUAUUUGAUUCAAUUGAAGCUCAUGACAAAUUACGACGUGAACGCUUAAAUGAAGCUUUGGCCAAACAAGAAAAAAAAAUUCGAGAAACAAAUGUUGCAACACAAGCUCAAUAUACAAAUUUAGAAAGUGAAGAGUAUUCCGAUAAUGAUAAUGAGCCUUUUAAUUUAUCAAGUGAUGAUGAUCUUUAUAUUGAAGAAAAUAGUCAUGAAUUGAAUGAACCAAAUGAAUCAGAUUCUGAUACUAAAUCUGAUGAAUUUAAAAAUCAUAUUGGAGAUAUUCAAAAUAUUAAUAAUUGGCGCUAUUUAGUAUCUCAGUGGAUAGAAUUAGUAGAAAAUGAAGAAAACAAUGAAUUAGAGGAAAUUAAUGAUAAUGCCGAUUUAGUAGAUGAUACUGAUACUAUUUUAAGUUCUUACAAUGAAGAAGCUAAAUGGAAAUUGUCAAAUUUUAUUUGA